Molecule: messenger RNA, 1661 nt
Organism: Punica granatum (pomegranate)
Lineage: Eukaryota; Viridiplantae; Streptophyta; Magnoliopsida; Myrtales; Lythraceae
Source: RefSeq, a predicted model, not a curated record
UCUUCAUUGGAAGUCAUCUACGAUAUGCAAAGGCUCACAGAGGGCAGCAUAGAAUAUUCUGAUCAUGUUGUUGUUGGUAGCAAGCUGAAGGAAUUACACCUUAGCAAUUUACGAAAAUUAGAGCACGUCUGGAGUAUUGCAGAUUCAGGAAGGAUUCUCAGCUUCCAUGACCUGGACUCGGUUGAAGUUAAGAAAUGCGGGAGUCUCAAGUAUCUCUUCCCUCCCUCUGUGGCGAAGGUUCUUUACAGCCUCAGCAAGUUGGUGAUAGAGGAUAAUAGACGGCUAGAGGAUAUAGUCACAGCAACUGUUAAUGAGGAAGUGGAAACAGCAGCAGAUACUUUGGAAUUUGUAUUUCCUCGAGCUACACAUCUGAGGCUUUGUGGACUCCCGGGACUCAAGAGUUUCUACCAAAGGCGGCAUAUCUCCAAAUGGCCCUCGCUGGAAAAAUUGCAGAUCAAUCACUGUGACAGCAUCCAGAACUUGUUCUCUGAAAUCGACUUGUUCCAAGAUGCACCUGGUAACGGUGUUGGUUCUCCUAAUUCUCAACAAACAGGCCUCUUCUUGGUAGAUAAGGUUUCCUUCCUUUACUUGGAGAGCUUGGAGAUUUCAGAGAUGAACAGACUGGUGACCUUGUUCCCCUCUGGCACAGCGUGCUCGUUUCAAAACCUUGAGGUUCUGAAGAUAGGAACUUGCAGUGCAUUGGAAGUGGUGUAUGAAAUAGAGGAGAAUGCAGGUUCUGAUCUUUCUGUCACCAAACUGAAAAAGCUUUCUCUCACUGAUUUGGCGAAUUUGCAGCACAUAUGGAGAAGGGACCCGAGAGGGAUCCUCAGCUUUCAGAAUUUGAGCUCAGUCACAGUUAUGGGAUGCAGCAGCCUCGGGUAUCUCUUCCAUGCCUCUGUGGCAAAAGCCCUCGUCCAGCUUGUUGAGCUGGAGGUAAGAGAUUCAAGCCUCGAGGUAGUUGCUGCGGAAGAUAAAGGCGUGCCACCCGCUAGUGUCCUGGAAUUUGUUUUCCCUCGAGCUACCAAGCUGGAGCUCUCAGACCUGCCGCAGCUCAAAAGUUUCUACCCAGGCAAAUAUAUUUCUCGAUGGCCCUCGCUGAGAGAGUUGAUGAUCUCCAAGAGCAGCAAGGUUGAGAUAUUUGCUUUCGACUCGAAGAAAUCCCAAGCAGUAACCAGGAAUGGCAAUCAAGCUGAACAACCCCUGCUCUUGGUUGACAAGGGAACAUUUUCCAAUGUGGAAACCCUGCAUAUGCAACACAACGAUAACAUGAGACAGAUCAUAUGGAGUGGGCGACACCGUCCCAAUCUGACAUGCUUCUCAUCAGGGGUCCACUUCCACUUCGCGAACCUCACGACCUCUGAAAGUUGAGAAUUGUCACUCUUUGGAGAACAUACUUACCCCAAACAUGGUGUCGGAACUCCCUUGGCUUGGAACCCUUGAAAUUAGGGACUGCAGGAUGCUGGAGGCAGUGAUUGUAGGAGAGAAGAAAGCGAGAAGACGUAACAUCAGGCUUGAAAAGUUGAGAUAUAUAACUCUAGAGUCCUUGCCCAAGUUGGUUAGCUUCUUUCCACAUAGUUGCUUAUUUGAAUGUCCAUCUUUGAUGAACAUGACCAUAAAAAACUGUCCUGAAAUGAGGACAUUCCUCACUCUCCAUGCCCGAA